ACAUAUAAACACACAUACAUAUAUGUACAUAUACGCAUCACUUCUGUCUCAGACCUUGAAGGAAAGCACAUAGUCAUUAAAGGUUGAAAGAUCUCGAACAGUUUCUGUUCGCGUGUGAGUUAAGACUGACGAUUAAAGAUAUUUUCAAGCAAUUUAAAGAUAAUAUUUCGUAAUUAUUAAUGACGUAAAACUGAUAAACGCGAUAAUAAUUAUCGGGCACAUGUGAAAGGAAUGUGAUGUAAAUUCUAACAGAGUUGGUGCACCAGUUGUGACUUGCGGUGAUUUGAUCUCAUAGUGAGAGUGCAUCAAACACAUGAUAUAUGUGUAAAGCACAUAUAUAAUAUUAUUGUUUAAAGCAAUCAUACAGAACGUUAAACAAGUCCUGGAACAUCAGUUUCCUUCCGAAAAAUGAGCACGACGUCGAGCAUCAAUAAAAAACCGCCGGGAGUGGAAUUCGCGAUGGGUGCCCUGGCGGCUGUAGGCGCCGGCUGCUUCACGAACCCCAUGGACGUAGUGAAGGUGCGACUGCAGUUGCAGGGUGAACUGGAGGCACGCGGUUCUUACAAUAGGAUAUACAAGAACACCGUGCACGCGGCUUAUCUGAUAGCCAAGCACGAGGGUGUCCUCGCCCUGCAGGCCGGACUCGUGCCCGCACUCGCUUUCCAGGUGGUGCUCAACGGUAUUCGUUUGGGCGCGUACAAGUCCGCUCAGAGGUACGAGUUGAUCGUCGACGCGCGAGGCAACACCGAUGUCCUGCGGACCACCCUGGUGUCCGGCACGGCCGGCUGCGUCGGCGCCGUCCUCGGCAGUCCGUUGUACCUGGUCAAAACGCAGUUACAAGCGCAAUCCGCGAAAUCCAUCGCUGUGGGCUAUCAGCACAAUCACUCGGGAUCGUGGAACGCUUUCAAGUCUCUAUGGCAGGAAGGCGGUGUCACGGCCCUAUAUCGAGGAUGGAACGCUAACUUGCCCCGCGUAUUCGUCGGCUCGGCGACGCAGUUGACCACCUUCGGAUUAGCAUCCGAUUGGUUACGAUCACUGAAUAUAUUUCCAGAUCGUCCGAUAUUGUUGACCUUCUUGGCCGCCGCGAUCGGAGGCAGCUGCGUAGCCGUCACCAUGCAGCCGUUCGACGUUCUGGCGACGCGGUUGUACAAUCAACAGACAGACGCAACCGGGAAGGGUGCCUUGUAUAAAGGGCUCGGAGAUGCGCUCAUCAAGAUAUUUCGCACGGAAGGUUUGACCGGCCUGUAUAAGGGAACGUUUCCAACGUGGAUAAGAAUAGCGCCGCAUACAGUUCUAUGCUUGGUGUUUUACGAGAAAUUAGAGCAAUUGUAUGGCAAACUUAGACCAUGAAUACAUAAAAUGUAUUGUGAAAUUUGUAUAUACCUAUAUAUUUACUCUAGAUAUCGCAGAAGUAAGAACUUUGUAAAUAAAAUUUUUUCACUGAAUGUUAAAUAUUGCGCAUCUGUUUACAAUAAAUCGAUAUCAUAUAUCGGCA
This is a messenger RNA of Nylanderia fulva, 1495 nucleotides long. Its product is annotated as solute carrier family 25 member 35. The record is from RefSeq and is a predicted model, not a curated record. Lineage: Eukaryota; Metazoa; Arthropoda; Insecta; Hymenoptera; Formicidae.